Messenger RNA from Pseudopipra pipra, 412 nucleotides. It is a transcript of the gene GNG13, whose product is annotated as G protein subunit gamma 13. Gene Ontology annotation, cellular component: heterotrimeric G-protein complex. The record is from RefSeq and is a predicted model, not a curated record. The coding region runs from base 134 to 337 and encodes 67 amino acids. NCBI's taxonomy places the organism in Eukaryota, Metazoa, Chordata, Aves, Passeriformes, Pipridae. Gene Ontology annotation, biological process: phospholipase C-activating G protein-coupled receptor signaling pathway; sensory perception of taste. Gene Ontology annotation, molecular function: G-protein beta-subunit binding. The transcript has 3 exons.
CAGGGAAGCGCUCUCGGGAGGGACACGGGCAAGGCCAGGGCGGCUUCCCGAGCCCGCGGCGACGGACACGGCCCCGCUCCCAUCCCGCUGACUCCUUCCCCGGCACAGCCCCACAGGGCUCCCGGACCCCACCAUGGACGAGUGGGACCUCCCACAGUGGAAGAAGGAGGUGGAAAGCCUCAAGUACCAGCUGGCCUACAAGAGGGAGAUGUCCUCCAAGACAAUACCUGAGUUUGUGAAGUGGAUCGAGGACGGCAUUCCCGAGGAUCCCUUCUUGAACCCGGAGCUGAUGAAAAACAACCCCUGGGUGGAGAAAGGCAAAUGCACCAUCCUCUGAGGGGUCCCCCCUGUGCUGCCCCUGCUGAAUGUACUUUUUUUAUUAGUUAGUUCCAAUAUGAGAACCUGAACAAAA